Ictalurus furcatus (blue catfish) is the source of this 4949-nucleotide messenger RNA. It is a transcript of the gene nup50, whose product is annotated as nucleoporin 50. Bases 1918 to 3210 code for a protein of 430 amino acids. The transcript is spliced from 8 exons. Gene Ontology annotation, biological process: protein import into nucleus. NCBI's taxonomy places the organism in Eukaryota, Metazoa, Chordata, Actinopteri, Siluriformes, Ictaluridae. Gene Ontology annotation, cellular component: nuclear pore. The record is from RefSeq and is a predicted model, not a curated record.
UCUAAAAUGGUGGCGUUUGGUCGUGGAAACUGCCGGUUGUUGUUUUAAGACCUGUAAUAUCACAACUUAGUCGCCGGGCUCUAAACUACAGGGAUCUUUGUUAUCGUUUGCGUGGCUUGUAACAAAAAAAGAGGUCUGUGAUGGCAAAGCGGAUUGCUGAGAAAGAGCUCACUGACAGGAACUGGGAUCAGGAAGAUGAAGGAGAAGAGUAUCAGCCAGAGGAGGCUGUCCUCCAGGAGAGUAUUUAAUUAAAUUUUUUAAAUUUUAUUUUUAUACCACACCGUGGUAUCGACUUUGGUAUCGAGUAUCGUGUACUUUUGGUGGUAUCGGUACCGACUACUAGAUUUUUGGUAUCGUGACAUCCCUAGUCUACUGUGGUAAAAACCUUUGCAAUUGCAAUGUUGGACUUCAAAAAUGUUAACGCUGGCAGAUAAACAUACUGACAGUUAUGGAAAAUAAUCUAAUUUUUUACUAUUUUCUUUGCAGCUGCAUUGCGCAUUGCAGACUGUCCCUCAUUUUCAUGCUUGCUUGAUACCAAUCAGAGCAAACCUUGGGGUAGAAACAGUCAUGAUAGCUUCAGAGCAGCCACCAGUAAAAACACAGAGGAGGUAGUGCUAGUGCUGUGAACAGAAGAGAAACCAGACGGAUUCACUGCUAACUGAACAGCCUGCUGCUGUUUAAUCUCUCUGCAUACUUUUAUGUAAUAUGUUUAACAUGUCAGCACUGACCAAGUCAAAUUCCUCUUAUGUGGAAAUAGUUUUGGUAUUAACAGCAGUUUAUGAACAUCUUUUCUCUAAUUAUCAUCAUAUUAUUUUUCCCCAUAUAGAGUGGCGCAGGGAUGAUGUCAUUUUGUACCGAAACCCAGAAGUUAGCAUCACACCGGUUCCCUCGACAAAAACCCAUUAGGAUUUUCACAUAGGCUUUUGGAUUAUUGCAAAAAAAUAAGCUCUGUGAUUAACAAAAGUUUACAAUACUAACACGUUUUGUCCGUCGAGAUCAUUUUUUUUUAUAUAAAAGUUUGAAGCCUAAAUACAAUUGCCAGAAAUAAUCAGAUAACCGUAUGCUGUAAACGAACCACACCACGGUCGCUCGACUUCAACGUCACCAUCACCAAGCUUCCCACAACUUUUCCAAACGUGAUUUAAAAACGUUUUCCAUUAUACGAAUUUACUCUGUGGAUGAAUCUUCAUCCACGUUUUUUUUGGGGGGGAAUUGUGCCCAUGUUGCAUUAUUUUUGAGAAAAUUCCAUUUGUUUAUACAUGCAUCUCUUUUGGAUAGUUUUUCUUUGGGGAAUAAAGAAGUUUUCUUUUAGAAACUGGACAAAAAAACUAUUAGUUAGUUAUUCUAGAAUUUAUUGUACUACAAUUCGGAAAACACUACAGUUGGAAAAUAGUAUAAAUUGAUAAACUGACAAAUCUAAUACCUGCGAGAACACGAGGCUGUAAACGCGGGCUUGCGAGAACGGUAUUUUCCUGUUCGGCGUGAUGACGUUUAACGUCCCCGGCAACGUCUGUAGUCCCAUUUAGCAACUUGUUAGCAACCACCUUUUUCAACACAUGUAAAACCUUUUUAAAAAAUCAUGAGUGGGGUAUUACUGGUGUAUUUUAUGUCGUAGAAUAAAACGUGAAAAUAUUUUGAGCUUGCGUUCACCACAGACCUUAUUUCAGGAUUUUAACCAAAACCACAUUCGAAAAACCCAUUGACUUCCGGACCAUGGAACUGGAAGGGCUAAAUGCUAACUCAUUUCCGGGUUUUGGCAUUCAAAAUGACGUCAUCCCUGCGCCACUCUAUUGCCCAGCUCUAUGAGAAGUAUUUUAUUGUGUAACAAAAACAUUUGCAGUAUCCACAUUUAACUCUGUAAUUCUCUCCAAUUCUCUCCAUUAGGCAGGAACGUUUUCAGUUGCAAGUGAGGAAGUGAUGAAAAACCGGGCCAUUAAGAAAGCCAAGCGUCGAAAUCUUGGAGCAGAUGGAGAGAAUGGAGGAGCUUUUAAAAGCUUUAAAGGUUUCUCUCUGACCCCGUCGGCUCCAGCGGCUGGAGGAGCUUUCUCCACAUUUGGAAACGGGGCUGGAUUUAAACCCCUCUCUUCUUUGACCAACGGCAGCACUGCAUCUGUCACCCCGACUUUUGGGGGUUUCAACACCUCUGCCACUGCCAAGUCCAACCCCGGCAUCUCAUCAUCCAAUGGCCCAGCCUCCUCCUCCUCCUCCAUAGAGAGUGGUGACAUCAUGCCCAACGGCUCCGCCCCCAGCCUACCAGCAAUCUCUGGAGGAGGCAGCAGCAGUAAGGAGUACAACCGGCAGCUCACAGCUCUCAACUGCUCUGUGCGUGACUGGAUCACCAAGCAUGUGAAUGACAACCCGCUGUGCGACCUCAACCCCAUCUUUCGCGACUAUGAGCGACACCUGGCCACUAUCGAGAGCAAGUACGGCAGUGGCGCAGCAGCAGUGGGGGAGCAGCAGCCAGGGAAACAGGCAAACACCACCACCAGCACGCCAUCAUCCUCCUCCUCCGGCAGUAAUGUCUCACCAGCCGUUCCUGCUUUGUUCUCCUUCACCAAGAACAAGGACAAUGCUGCUCCUGAGAAAAGCUCUGUUCCUGCAGAUGCUACUUUCAGCUUUGGCCAGAAGGUGGACAGCUCGGUGCUGAGCUCCCUCAAGUCCGCAGGGGCUUCCGGGUUUUCGUUUUCUUCCACCUCGUCCUCCACCACAUCUCUGUUUGGUGCAGCUAGCACCGGCACUUCUACAGGCACCUUCUCUUUCACUGCGGCCAAGAAUGAUGCAGCUAGCAACAACCAGCCAGCAGGUGAGAAUGGAGCCGAUGAAGAAUCGGAGGAGCCGCCAGUACCAGUAGUCAAAGAAAUCAAGGAGAAAGAUGCCUUCUACUCUAAAAAGUGCAAAUUGUUUUAUAAAAAGGAAAGCGAAUUCAAGGAGAAAGGAGUUGGUACCCUGCAUUUGAAACUGGUUUCAGAGGGCAAGCUGCAGCUCCUGGUGCGCGCGGACACAAACCUGGGUAACAUCCUAUUGAAUAUCAUGGUUCAUGCCUCCAUGCCGUGCACACGGACAGGGAAAAACAACGUCAUGGUGGUGUGUGUGCCAAAUCCCCCAGUGGACGACAAGAACCCCAGCACCCCUGUACCAAUGCUGAUCCGUGUUAAAACAGCAGAGGACGCUGAUGAACUACACAAACUUCUGCAGGAGAAGAAAGCGUGAGCUCCUCCUCCCUUUUAUAGACUCCCCCUCUCUCCCCAAUAACGUACGUGUCAUUUAUUGCCUGAAUGUGGUUUGCACGGCUGUAUGACAUCACACACAUCACACACAACUAACUCAUUUUUAUCCUUGUCCAUUUGAGAGGUCUUGACCUGCAUGCCAGCAUACACACUUUGUGAGCAUUGGCAACAAAUCGGUUCAGAUACUGUGAAAUCCUUUGCAUAAAUGCUGGUUGAAUUUGAUGGUUGCGUUUGAAUUUAUACAGUACAUUGUAGUUUCACCCGAAAGUAAAGUAAAGUGAAGAUGCAGGCUGUAAAAAGCCCACGUUCUGAGAAUUCCGUCAGGUUUUCAUUUUGCUGCUAUUAUUAAACAGAUAAGGGUGAAGCCAAGGAACUCUUUUUAUUUUUUAUUUCUUAUUAGUUUUUAAAUUAAUCUAUGAAUGUGUGCAGAUUAAGUAAAUUCAAUUUCAAAUAUGAAUUGGAGUUCAGCUUUGUACUUGGACCUACCUGUUAAUUUAGGGAGGAACUAAAGUGUUUGACUGGCUUAAUGCCUCUUAUUCCCAGAAAGAGAAUUAACUUGUAUUGGAAAUUUAUAAACUACAAAGAAACCUUUAUUUUCUUAAAAUUUGAAGUUUUUUUUUUUUUUUUUGCCAAUUAUUUGAUUGGAGGCAUGCAGGCAACUAGAUGUUAAUGUUUUAGCUUGUUUGAGGCCUGAAUAAAGUAUUUGUUUUUAUGUUUUGCUCAAGGUGUUUGCUGUAAUUGAUAUUUAUUCUGAACGAGUUCUCUGCUCCCGUAGAGUGCUUUGUGUAAAUGAGUCCUGUAAACUUUCCUCCAUAAACAGCAAAACGACAUCUACACCAUUAUUAAGGCUGCAAGUAAACGAUCUUCCUCGUGCAUCUGUCUUAAAUGGAUCUUGGUUAAAGUUGUGUUUAUGGUUUUAAUUGGUUGUUUUUUGUUUUGUUUUUCUAAGUGACCUUUGUAACGCCUUAGAACACAAGGCAUGCAUUCAACAGCAGUAAAUACAUUUUGUAGCUUUGUUAACUGGCAAAUAAAUCAAGCUGAAAAAUACUUAAAGCUUUCCUUGUCACAUAAGGUUGCUGUGCACCAAUAGAUUCUUGCUGCCAUUUUAAAAAUGUGGUAUGACGCAAAACUCAGGGAAUCCUCUGAAAUAGAAGCUGUGUACCAGUAAUGGUGCACACUUUAUAGAGAGCUAAUGUUCACUUGCUUUCUUUUAUGCCUAAGGAUUGGAAUGGUUUUCUGACUAGUCUUCAGCCACACUCCAUGUUGGCAUCUCUACUUUCAACAACAGAAUUAUCAUUAAUGCCUUGAGUAGCAAAACGCAAUACAUUGUUCUCCAAGUUUAAUUGAAAAAGUGCAAUCGUAAUAAGUAAUCUUAGGUUUAAGUAUGAUGACUCGGAUGGAAAUUUCAUAUGUAUUGAAUUAUAAUGCACAAAGAUUGAGGUUUUUAAUAAUAGUCAAACAAAGCUUGAGCUGAUGAAUAAUCUUGACUUGUGUCAAGACUUUAAUUUAAAGAAAAAAAUCCUUCUAUGUUUCUUUCUUUUAUUAACUCAUUAUCUAGCUUAUGUGUUCUCAUAAGUUCUUAAAAUACAAUAUUUAAAAAGCCUAAGGAGGCUGCUGUAUUUUAAUAUUUACUGAUUUGCAUGCUGGGAGCCUUUGAACUCAGCCACUGAAGAUGCUGUCUGUGAUACAAAUAGUCAUCAUUAAAACAGUCCACUUUUGGAA